AAUCGGAAACAACUUAUUUACCGAGAGAGAGAGUACUAGUAGAGUGACUGUCUGCCUCCUUGAUCUCAUCACCUGAGAAAUCCUUAAUGCAACUGAAAGUUCUUCCAUUUCUGAACAUCCAAGCUUCCUUGCGACAACCAAGACUAGAAUUCUCCAUUUUCUCAGGAUUGUUCUAGUCAUGGCUGAAACAGAGGUUCCGGUAUACUGUUACUGGAAAGGUUGCAUCAAGUAUGGCUCUGAAGGCGUUUACUAUGAAGGACCUGCUCCUAAAAAGAUUAUAGUGCACCCAAAGAUUGCAUUGAACCGAUUGUUGGAUGAGAUGUAUGUGCUUACUGGAGUAGAUGUUGACAAGCAGAGAUCCAAAGUCAAAAUAUUUGGUAGGUAUCCUUCUGUUGUUGGACACUCCAAGUUUCAGUAUCUGCUUCUGCCCGUGGUGAACAACAGUAGUUUGGAGACAAUGCUUGAGGUUCCGAGAAAACACCCUUCUGUCAAGAUUGUGGAGUUGUAUUUGGAAGUGAAGUCUGAGGGGGUUACUGGUCCUGCUGCUUGUUCCUCGAAACGACAGAAGACUGUUAAGGUAGAGAGGGAUAGCAGUACUGGCAACAUUGGAGAUGCUGCAGUAGACGCUGAGAUGACAGAUGUUAAUAACAUUUCUGGUUCAAAUGCUGUAGCACAGGUGGUUAAUUUGGCAGGGGAUAAGGAUUUGAAUAAAGAGUCGAAUCCUGGUGUUCCAAAGCCGUGUCUAUCUAGUUUGUGGCUUGACGAUCAUGACUUGCGUGUAGGAUUGUGCUUCAAAGAUGCUGAUGAGCUGAAGAAGGCUGUGGAUUGGUGUUCCAUUAAAGGAAUGCAAAAGUGUGUAGUAAGAGAGACUGGGACGGACGAGUGUAUGUUUGAGUGCAUCAAAUGGAGAUGCAAGUGGUCACUUGGGGCUGCUAAAAUGGAAAAGCAUGGACUUUUCGAGAUAAUCAAGUACAAUGGUCCUCAUACAUGUUCUCCCAUUGAGCCGGAAAAUUCUAAUUCAGAGUUUGAAGCAGAUGAGAUUGAGCGUUUGGUUCGGAGACAUCCAACGCUAUCAUUUUCAGAGUUGAAGAAGUGGUGGAAAGCAAAUAUUGGGUAUGAGCUUCAAACUUGGGAGGUGCGGGCUGCGAAAGAGGAGGCUAUUAAAAGAGCAUUUGGAGAUCAGAGUUUUGAAGAUUUGCCCAAGUUAAUGACUGCCUUGUGUUCGUCUAAUGGACUGCUAGUUGACUGGAAAUACGAUCUUUUUCCUAAUCCUAAGUUUGCAUCAUUCUGUGGAGUGUUUUGGGCAUUUCCACAGUCUGUCCAAGGGUUUCAACACUGUAGACCUCUGAUCCUAGUGGACACCAAAGAGCUGAAAGGUAAGCACCAGUUGAAAUUGAUGAUUGCCUCAGGGGUGGAUGCAGCCGACUAUUAUUUCCCUCUUGCCUUUGCGGUGACCAAGGAAGUGUCCUCAGAUACUUGGCGUUGGUUUCUGACUAAUAUCAAAGAGAAAGUUACCCAAAGGAAAGGUCUUUGCCUCAUCUCCAGUCCCCACCCGGACAUACUCUCUGUUAGGUCUCAGUGGAAAGAACCAUGGGCUUAUCACAGGUUCUGUCUGAAACAGUUCUCAUCCCAAUUCUGUCGAGAUUUUUCAGAACUGGAGAGUCUCUUGGAGCAAGCUGGAGAAACGGGUCAGAAGGAGGAAUUUGAAACACACAUGGAGAGAAUUAAAAAGGAGAAUCCAGAAGCUAGGAGAUGGUUAGACCAAAUCCCCCCAAAUCAGUGGGCUCUGGUUCAUGAUGGUGGUAGGAGAUAUGGAUACAUGGAUAUAGAUACAACAAGUUUGUUUGCAGUUUGUAGAGGCUUUGAGUUGGCUGAUCAUGCAGUGACUGGUUCUGUUAUGCUUCUCUUUGAUGAGCUGAGAAACCGCUUUGAUGACCUUUCUCAUUUCAGUCGUGGCUCUCUUAAUUCUGGCCAUGUGUACACCAAACCUGUCACUGACAAGCUUGAAGAGUUCAGGACAGCUACGGUUACUUACAUUGUAAUGCCGUUAGACAAUAACGCGUUUAAGGUCGCAGAACCAGCACAAAAUGAUGAAUGGAUCGUCCAGUUGAGCGAAUGUACCUGCACAUGUGGGGAAUUUCAAAGCUACAAGUUCCCAUGCCUGCACGCUCUAGCUGUAUGCAAGCAGCUGAAAAUCAACCCUUUGCAGUAUGUAGACAACUGCUACACUUUUGAACGGAGUUACAAAACUUAUGCCGCCACUUUCUCUCCUGUUCCGGAGCUAGCAGCUUGGCCGGAAGCUUCUGGAGUUCCGAGAUUGUUUCCUCCGGUCAUUCCGCCACCACCUCCACCUCCAUCUAAAGUAUCAGGUAAGUCCCAAAGCAAGGCCACUCCAAAAACUAAUAACAAGAAGAGCUGAUAAAAAGGUAGAGAGGUUUGAACCGAACUUAACCGAACCGGGCAUUUUGGUGUGUAUUGGUCUUUUAUUUAUGAAACUAGUAGCUUUUGACUUUUGGGAAGUAAGGUUAAUCCGGUUUCGGAACUUAGUAGCUUUUUUGGUCUAACCGGGCAUUUUAGUAUGGUUAUGUAACUGACCGACUUCUAUUAAGUAAUCGGAUAAGACUGAUGUA
This is a messenger RNA of Brassica rapa (field mustard), 2630 nucleotides long. RefSeq lists its product as uncharacterized. The record is from RefSeq and is a predicted model, not a curated record. NCBI's taxonomy places the organism in Eukaryota, Viridiplantae, Streptophyta, Magnoliopsida, Brassicales, Brassicaceae. Gene Ontology annotation, molecular function: zinc ion binding.